UUUAAAAAAAGUAGGACAAUUUUCAAUUUCAAUUUCAUCUAUCCGCCGGACCCAAUCCUUCACCUCCCGGCUAACAGUCCUUAUCUUGGACGCUUCAUUUCAGGCUCAGGCUAAGAAUAAGCAGUUUGUACAAUUACAUAGUCGUAGACAGCCCCUACCCAUGGCUGGCACUCUCCUCUGUAAUGCCUCCUCGGCUUCUGCUUUUCUCGCCCGCACCUCAUCCUCAAAGACUUCCCUUUCGCUUCCUUUGAAGCCCCUCGCUUUGCGCUCUUUCUCCCCAAGUUCGCGUACCGGAUUUUUCAGGAUUUAUGCGUUAACUAGCAACGACAUCAAAGUUGGCACCAAUAUUGAAGUGGAUGGAGCUCCUUGGCGUGUAUUAGAGUUCCUUCAUGUUAAACCCGGCAAAGGAGCAGCUUUUGUGAGGACUAAAAUUCGCAAUUACGUGACCGGAAAUACGGUUGAGAAGACUUUUCGAGCAGGAAGUUCGCUUGAAGAGGCCAAUGUAUACAAGGAAGUCAAGCAGUUCACUUACAAAGACGGUUCCCAGUUUGUUUUCAUGGACCUGAAUACGUAUGAAGAAAUACGCUUGAAUGCAGCAGACGUUGGUGAUAGGACAAAGUGGCUAAAAGAAGGAAUGGACUGUAUCGUACUGUUUUGGAAUGGGAAGGUCAUUGAUUUUGAGGUUCCCAUCACAAUUCAGUUGACUGUGGUUGAUGUUGAUCCUGGACUGAAAGGUGACACGGCACAAGGUGGUUCGAAGCCCGCUACACUUGAAACUGGUGCCGUUGUUAGUGUCCCUCUGUUUAUAAAUGUAGGCGAUAGUAUUGUGAUAGAUACAAGGACUGGACAAUACACGAGCCGAGCAUGAAUUUGACACACCUAAUAGUUAAAACUCAUUGGUGAGAAUGCCUAGUCAGUACCCUUCGAAAGAGCAAUUAUUUUGUUGAUUUUUUUGGCCUCUUUGUAGAUUGAGCUCGUGAAAGAUCGGCAAUGGAGCUGCAAAGAUUUUGUCUCCCAGUUAUUAAGAUUUGGAUUAUUUUGUUAUUGGUGAAGUAAAGAAUACCAAAUUAUUGUGAAGCAGUCAAGUUGUAUCUGAAAGUAUGCGAGAAGUAAUUCAAUCAUCGGCAGAAAAUUGAUAAUUGCGUUUGCAUAAAAUUUAAUUUUGCUAUUUAA
Messenger RNA from Cucumis sativus (cucumber), 1173 nucleotides. Its product is annotated as elongation factor P. Gene Ontology annotation, cellular component: cytoplasm. Gene Ontology annotation, biological process: translational elongation; peptide biosynthetic process. The record is from RefSeq and is a predicted model, not a curated record. Bases 161 to 868 code for a protein of 235 amino acids. Gene Ontology annotation, molecular function: translation elongation factor activity. Lineage: Eukaryota; Viridiplantae; Streptophyta; Magnoliopsida; Cucurbitales; Cucurbitaceae. The transcript has 7 exons.